Molecule: messenger RNA, 446 nt
Organism: Ectocarpus sp. CCAP 1310/34
Lineage: Eukaryota; Phaeophyceae; Ectocarpales; Ectocarpaceae
Source: the annotation of a GenBank genome assembly
GUUUAGCUCUGGUGCCAGUCAUGUCGCCGUGGGCGGCUUGCGAUUCUGGCGUGUGUGGCCGCAGAUCUCACCGCUACGCAAGUUUGGAUCCGCCGGCCCCUACAUGGCGUCAUAGAUGUCACAGAUGGCACCGGUUUGCGUUUGUACUUUCUGUGGCAGCAGGCACCAUAUUCUCCCUCCACGUGCUGCCGCCGCUGCGCAAUGGCGGCGCCAUUGGACCGCGCGCUCACCCCGAAGCAGCGGCUGGCGACACCGGUUUUGUAGCGGUUGUAGACGGCGUGAAAGUAAAGGUGUACAAUUCAUACGGCGACGGCACGGGCACCGGCAUCCUCGAGUGGCGACCCAACAAAUCUGACAGGUUGGCGGAGCCACAUCGGGCGACGACGCUGCAGAUUGAAGCCUGGCCAGGAACGUUGCAGGCCGUGGAGAGCGAGGAAUUCAGGUGA